Molecule: messenger RNA, 2279 nt
Organism: Protobothrops mucrosquamatus (brown spotted pit viper)
Lineage: Eukaryota; Metazoa; Chordata; Lepidosauria; Squamata; Viperidae
Gene: CD8A
Product: CD8a molecule
Exons: 6
Coding region: 4-708 (234 amino acids)
Source: RefSeq, a predicted model, not a curated record
AAUAUGGCCAAAAUUUUCUGUCUUCUAUGGUUCUUUGGUCUGAUUUUAUGCUGCUGUGUGUUCGAAACAGACCUACUAGAAAUCAAGAUGAUCAGCAAUUCUCCCCAAACUUUUGGAACCAAAGUGGAAUUCAAAUGUGAGACUGACUACAUAGAUGCUGGUGUAUUCUGGGUUCUUCAGAAACUGAAUAACAAACUCCAUUUCAUUGCACAUGUUACAUCAAGAUCUAGAGAGAUAAAGGGUAAUCUUGAAGGCUACAAGUCUACAAAAAAUGGCAACUAUUACCAGCUAACUAUUGCCAGUUUUGAGGAGAAACAUGAGGGUACCUAUUUUUGUAUGCGCCAUCGCAAUCAGAUGCUGAGUUUUAGUUCAGGCAUCCUAGUACACCUGCCAGUGAAAACUACUACUGUGCUUCCUACCAUCCCACAGCAAAUUUCAGUCACCACCAAAGAACUGAUAAAAGAAGAAGCUAUGAAAUGUCCCAAUUCUACAGUCAUAGUAACGACAAAUACAAAAAGUACAAUGUUCUCCUGUGAACUUUAUGUAUGGGUUCCCUUAGCUGGUGUUUCUCUUCUUCUGCUGAUAACCCUGAUAAUCGUCAUAUCACUGUGCUGUGGUCCAAGGAGAAGCAGAAGAAAAUGCAAAUGUAUACGGCCAACAAAUGGAACCAAUGGAACUCACAUGAAACCAUUCCAGGGCAAUAAAUAGGAUCCAGUAUGAUCAACAAAGAGAUUCUGAUGUACUUGUAAUAAUUUUCUGUUCAUAUAUUAAGAAUGAAUGUCUUAGAUCAGAUCUUUGAAAUCAUAUGCUGCAUUGUUGUAUUUUAUUAUUUACUCAUAUCAUUUACUCAGAAAGCAGUUUUUCUGUAAAUUAGCAGGUUAUGAAUUUAUUCAUCCAGUUGAACAUAUUGCCGUGUUAUGAAAACAAAGUCAAUAUUGUAGCUUUAAAACAAUAGUUUAGAAACAUGUUAUAAUUUUGUGAUACUUAUGGCUAUAAUUAUGAUGGAAAAAUUACAAAUUCAAGGAACAUUCAAUAGCAUUUGUUUUCUGGGUAGCCAAGUGGAAGGAAAGGGAAGCAUUAUCUUAUCUUUCCUGAUACACGUAGGUACAUAUGUGUAUUAUUCUUGUUGCAGUUGCCUUCUCUCUUUCCACCCUGGGAGUUUUAAUAUUUAGUAACCUGGGAGGGAAGGGCAUAUAAAAAAGUUGCAUUCCCAAAUCUCUAAAAUAGCCUAUAGAAGGACUGAAGGGAGAUAACGUUUUACCACUAACCAGUGUCAGAAUAUAAUUUAUCCUAUUCUAAGAAGGAUUAGAGUAUAUAGAAGAUUUUCUCUAAAUUUAGUUUUAUAGCAUUUCAAGGUAGAACUGGGGAAGACCUUGCCUGAAACUUCAAAGCUAGAUAGAAUAGUGAUUUGACUCAAUACAGAGCAGCUUUUAAAAAUCUGAUGUAAUUGCAAUCAUUCUAUCUAUAGUGGCAGGAAAGAGAAGCAGAUGUUUUCUACCAUCAGUUUUAGCAACCCAUCAUUUUGCCACAAUUCCACAGAUCUGUAAUACUUUCAGAAUGAUAUUGUCUGUAUAUGGCAGAGAACAGUUUAAGUUAACUAUUGUUUUCCUUUGUUCAAGUAUCCAAUAAACUAAGUCAAGAUAAUGUUAAGCACUCAGUACUUCCCAUUUCAUCUUCCAUGCCCAAUAGCAAAAACUGAAGCAAACUUUAUUAAACAAACCAAAUGAAAUCCAUCAAGGCUCCAGGACACAGCAAACAGUACCUUCUGGAAAAAAACAGAUUCUGCAAGCAUAGAGUGAACUCAUGAGGCUACCAGCUUCUUCCAUUCUCGAAGAGGAGCCAAGUUAAUACAAAUGAAUUUUCCAAAAACAGCACAGCUUUUUGAAAUGUAUCACUUUUUGUUCAACAUCAAGUGUUCAAUAGGAAUGCAUGCCAGUCAAAUUAGCGUGUGGUAGAGCUCACAGAAAGAAAAAGAUAAAGUACAUUUCAGUUGCCCAUUUCUUUGCAAUAGGACUUACCACAAUGCUAGGAAAGUAUUUGAUCAUGUUAUCAACAUGAUAGUUUGCUUAUUAAAAAUGAAAACUUACUUUCAUUCUACAGAUAUAUCACAACUGAAAAUGAAAAAGAUCUAUUAGUAACUUCUCAUAUGUAACAGACUAAAUGCACGUGCAUUUAAAUUUAGGCUUGGUAUGUUUCUUCUGUUGGCUCAUGCAUGCUUUUAUUGAGAUCUCCAGAACACCACUGUAACAUCUUAAAUUGUUCUAAUAAAGAUAUUAACC